CAGGUUUGAGUAUGAAGACUUCCCGGAAACCAAAGAGCCUGUUUGGAUCCUGGGGAGAAAAUAUAGUGUAUUAACAGAGAAAGAGGAGAUCCUGUUAGACGUGACCUCUCGUCUUUGGUUCACAUACAGAAAAAGCUUUCCAGCCAUUGGUAAGUAGGAGAGUUCAUUCACUAUGUUACACCAUAAAUGAAGCUGGUUUAUUUCUUAGUACCCAAUUGCCCUUUAGCCCAAUGAUGACAGCAGGGAUCAUGUGUUGAGUUGUGCAAAAUCUGAAAGCCAUGUUCUGCUCAUUGGAGGGUGGCGCAGAAUCAUGUUGUUCUGCUAGGUUCCGGAAAGCAACUUUGCUUAUUCCUCUGUUCUGAUGCGACAUUUGAUUCUAUUUCUGGUAUUCAUAGAAAAAGGAAACGGGCUCCCACCUUGAAAACAGGAAACACCAAAAAAACACAUAAGUUGAAGAAUACAAAGGAAACUUGUUUUGGUGGGCGGGUGUAUGGUGCUUAGAAGCCUAUUCCCAGAAUAAUUUACUUGUUGCAUAUCUGUAUAUCCAUACCCUGGGAUCACUUGUUGGGUGAAAGGUGGAUUAGAGAUGAAAAGAAAUAUGAAAUAGAUCAAUACUGGACUGGCAAAAGAGGAAAAUAGCUUAUAUUAGUUAAGACAAUUUGACAAUAUGUUACUUUCAAUAACAUUGCUAUUGGAUUAAAAAAAUGCUCUGGAAGCCAAAGUUGAUAGUUCUAAAGCAGGCAUCCCAAACUGCGGCCCUCCAGAUGUUUUGGCCUACAACUCCCAUGAUCCUUAGCUAACAGGACCAGUGGUCGGGUAAGAUGGGAAUUGUAGUCCAAAACAUCUGGAGGGCCGAAGUUUGGGGGUGCCUGUUCUAAAGAAUGCUGAGGAUGGAGAGAAUUUUCAAGAAGGUGACACCCCACUCUGUUUUUAAGGUGUUAAAAAUAAUAAUUAAAAGUAUAGGUGGAAAUUAAUGUUUUCUUAUAGGGUUAGGGUUACAUGGAAAGCAUUAUACUGAGUCAGACCUUUGGUCUAUCUAAGCUCACUAAUGUCUACACUGAUUGGCAGUGUAGUGUGUUCCAGACAGAGGACAUUCCCAGCUCUACCAGGAGAUACCAUGGAUUGAUUCUGGGACCCUCUGCAUAUAAAUAUAUUCAACCACUGAAUUAGGGCAGUGUGCGAAACUCCCAUUGUUUUAGGCACAUUUUGCGACUGGGACUGUCAUCAGUGUGAGCAGUUUCUGAGCUCUGGGUGCAGUACUGCACCUAAGAUUUCAGAUGAAAACUGCAGAGUGGAAGAGAAGGAUGACCUUUUUCUGUCUCCCUUACUUCCAGCUACUCUCUGAAGACUGGAGAAGAGACCCUCUUAAGAAUAUUAGGGGGGGUGGGCAGGAGAAGGACUAGACCAUGCGAAAAAUGAGCAUAAUACUUUAUCUGCCGUUCAUUCAUUUUCAGCUUUGUAUUCUUGUUAUAAAAAAGAAUGCCUAGACAUUCUGUUGUUGCGCCUAUAACCUAGGUUUAAGGUGCCAUUUAGCUCCUAGCUUUCAUAUCUCUGUUUCUAACACUGAAUUAGGGUCAUUCCCCUUCUCCCAAGUUAUGACCAUGGGGGAUUGGGAGAUUCAGUUUGUAUACUUAGAGGUUUUCUUCUUAUAAUGUCUACAAAAUAUCUGUAGCUUCCCCCCCCCCCCAAUACUAUGUGUAAUCCAGGUUCAAUGCAAUAAAAAAUGUGUAUAUGUGUGUUACAUAAAUAUAUUUUACUUCCUCUAAUUUUUGCAUUUAUUUUUCUGAGCUGAAGAGAAGACCAAUAUGAUACAGUGCAGUCCUAUGAAUGCCAAUGCAGAAAUAAGUCAUACUGUGUUCAGUGGGUCUUAACCCCAACAAAUGUAAAUAGGAUUACAGCCGUAGCCGGGUUUCUGGGCUUUCCAACCUAUGCCUGCUCAGGGGGAACAGGUCCUACAUCUGACACUGGCUGGGGCUGCAUGUUAAGGUGUGGUCAGAUGAUCUUUGCUCAGGCCUUGGUUUGCAGGCACUUAGGCAGAGAUUGGAGGUGGGUGAAAGGGAAGAAGCAAAUGGAAAACUAUUACAAUGUUCUCAAUGCCUUCAUUGACAAAAAAGACAGCUACUACUCAAUCCACCAAAUAGCCCAGAUGGGAGUUGGAGAGGGAAAAUCCAUAGGCCAGUGGUAUGGACCAAACACAGUUGCACAAGUACUCAAAAAACUUGCCACUUUUGAUACAUGGAGCUCCUUGGCAGUGCACAUAGCCAUGGACAAUACUGUUGUGAUGGAGGAAAUUAGAAGGCUGUGCAAGCUCAGCUGUCCAUGUCCUGGGGCUGCAGCAUUUCCUGCUGCAGAAUCAGACUCGCUUUCCAAUGGUUAUCCAGAUGGAGCAGAAUGUAUGGACAGGCUAUUGUCCUGGAAACCUUUGGUGCUCCUGAUACCUCUCCGCCUUGGUCUCACAGACAUCAAUGAAGCCUACAUUGAAACACUGAAGCACUGUUUUAUGAUGCCUCAGUCCUUAGGAGUCAUUGGAGGAAAACCUAAUAGUGCUCAUUAUUUCAUUGGAUAUGUAGGUGAAGAAUUAAUCUAUCUUGACCCACACACUACUCAGCCUGCAGUGGAGCCCAUGGAGAGCGGCCACAUCCCUGAUGAGAGUUUCCACUGUCAGCAUCCACCCUGCAGAAUGAGCAUUGCGGAGCUUGAUCCUUCAAUUGCAGUGGGCUUCUUCUGCAGCAAUGAGGAAGACUUCAAUGACUGGUGCCAGCAAGUAAAGAAGUUGUCACUGAUCAGAGGAGCCCUACCAAUGUUUGAACUGGUUGAACACCAGCCGUCACACUUCUCUAGUCCUGAUGUUUUGAAUCUUACUCCAGAUUCUUCCGAUGCAGACAGACUGGAAAGAUUCUUUGAUUCAGAAGAUGAAGACUUUGAAAUCUUAUCUCUUUAAAGAACAAUAAGAAGCUAACUCUGCCAAUUUGUGUUGUGGGGGGAGGGGAGCUCCUUGGAGAGCCUAGGGCUACCAGCUUUCAUAGGUGCUUGUUGACAUCCCUGCCUCCCAUCCACCCCAGCAUUCUGUGCAGCCUUGGAGCUGAGUGGAUUUUUUUGCAGUGGGAUCAAGAAACGGGUCAUUAUUUAAGGCCUUAAUAGAAUUAGUCAGGCUUUCUCCGUGCAAGAGUACCUGCAGGAAAAGGAGGCAGUGUUUCCUAGGAGCUGAAGAUUAUUUUUAUGUUAGCAAGUCAAAAGGGUGAGCAAGAAUAGUAAAAGCCCUUCUGAGUGCUUGGUUCUUACAAGUUCUGUUAUUAAGGAAAACUUAAAAUCCCAUUUGCUUCUGUCUCACUUUUUGUAGUUUGAUGUGGAAACCAGCAUAAAAUACAGACACCUAUCCAAUAGCUGUCUCUUUAGCCCAGCAGAAUGUGUUCUGUGUAAAUUGGGGGUAAAAGCUCUCACGCGAUGAUUUGCAUCAACUGUUGCUACUCAUGCUUUAAUUUAUCUUGGAUACAGUGCUUCCACAGAGAUGUAUUACUGCUUUUAAGUUCCAAAAGGGCCCUUCAUUUUAAAUUCACAUACCUCUGCCCAAUGGUGUCAUUCUAGAAAUCACAGAAUCUCAUCAUGCAUAGCAAAUGAUACAGUAAGACGUAUGGGUCAAAAAUUAAAAAUAUAACUUUUCAGUCUAGAGAGUAGGGAGGGCUUGGACAAGUGCUCUCUUUCGGCUUGGAGGCCAUUUACAGUACAUCCAAAAGGAAGAACUGACGAGUUAACCAGGAUAUGGCUUCAUUAAAUAUAACCUGUAUUUGUUGGGUAUUUUUCUAUUCCAUAUUAAAAAUAUGGUGGCUGCUAUUUAAUAAAAUGUGGUGGUAGAAACAUCCACCAGCUCACUUGAAUUGAAAGUACCUCUGCUUCCUUCUCUUGAUUCCAUCUCUUUUUUUUUAGAUUCUGAUCAUGAAAUUUGGAGAUUGUUACAUGGAUUUAAAAUGCUUUGCUUUAAUGCCAAAAUUGUGAUAUUAAAAGCCUGGUGUGGUUAUUGCCAGAGGCUUGCCCCCCCCCUUUUCUUUCCCUGGUUUAUACACUACACAAGGUUAAGUUUCUCUUGCGUGGUGAUGUUCACUUGCUUUUCAGUUUUAUGUUGUGACUUGUAAGGUAUACUAGUUUCUAAAGAAAAGCUCAGCAAAUUCUGGAUGCCUUGAAAUGUUAAUUUAUCAGCUCUCAGCUAGGCUGGAAAUGGUGGCUGUUGUGCUCUUAAAAUAGCAUUAGAGCUACCUUUGUUUAGAAGAGAUGAGAAUGGCUGGAGAGGACCCGGCACUCCCCCCCCC
Zootoca vivipara (common lizard) is the source of this 4304-nucleotide messenger RNA. The record is from RefSeq and is a predicted model, not a curated record. NCBI's taxonomy places the organism in Eukaryota, Metazoa, Chordata, Lepidosauria, Squamata, Lacertidae.